UUUGACAAUUAUGAUUUUGAUUGGCAACAGGUGAUCUGUUGCCAUGGCGACUGAUGCUAGACCACUAACUAUCAGCAUUGCAUCAUGAGGAGAGAGAGCAGCAGAGCUGCGUUAAGGAAGAGGGCGGUCUCUCUUUACUCUGAGUCUCCAGUCAGACACGAAAAACGUCAAAUGAAGGAAAGAAACCAUGAAGGAAACCCAGCAGAAUCUGCUGCUCUGUCUGAGUUUCCUGUUGAGCUGCAGAAUAAACCGAGUUCUCCCAGUUCAUCUGACUGUGAGUCCCAGCAGAUCUCAGUUCUUUAGAGGAGAAUCAGUGACUCUGAUCUGUGAGGAUGAAAACAGACCUGAUGGAUGGACUGUGAGGAGAAACACAAGCAGAGGAAACAGGAAGACAUGUGGAGAUGAAUUUGGGCAAUUAAAUGGAUCUACCUGUAAAACCAGCAGCAUCAGAGAACAUGACUCUGGUGUGUACUGGUGUGAGUCCAUGUCUGGAUCCUCCAGCAGCAGCAGCAGCAGCAGCAGCAGCAGCAGCAGCAGCAGCAGCAGCAGCAGCAGCAGCAGCAUCCAGCUCUCUGUCUCUGGUAAGAUCAGACUGUGGAGUUAGUGUUGCUGAAGCUGUGUGGAAAUGGAUGAAAUGCUGUAGUUUGUCUCUGUGUUGAGGUGGAUCAGUGAUCCUGCAGAGUCCUGUCCUCCCUGUGAUGGAGGGAGAUGACGUCACUCUGAGCUGCAGAACAAGGAAUCCAACCCACAACCUCCCAGCUGCUUUCUAUAAAGAUGGCUCCUUCAUUGGUGAUGGAUCAUCAGGUCACAUGACCCUCCUCCAUGUUUCCAGCUCUGAUGAAGGCCUCUAUAAAUGUAACAUCAGAGGUCAUGGAGAGUCUCCAUCCAGCAGGAUCUCUGUCAAAG
Gambusia affinis (western mosquitofish) is the source of this 906-nucleotide messenger RNA. RefSeq lists its product as uncharacterized. Gene Ontology annotation, biological process: cell surface receptor signaling pathway. The transcript is spliced from 3 exons. Lineage: Eukaryota; Metazoa; Chordata; Actinopteri; Cyprinodontiformes; Poeciliidae. Gene Ontology annotation, molecular function: transmembrane signaling receptor activity. The record is from RefSeq and is a predicted model, not a curated record. Bases 188 to 604 code for a protein of 138 amino acids.